Molecule: messenger RNA, 667 nt
Organism: Saccostrea cuccullata (small rock oyster)
Lineage: Eukaryota; Metazoa; Mollusca; Bivalvia; Ostreida; Ostreidae
Product: complement C1q tumor necrosis factor-related protein 3-like
Exons: 2
Coding region: 89-667 (192 amino acids)
Molecular function (GO): protein binding
Source: RefSeq, a predicted model, not a curated record
UACUCUUACAUAAAGCCACGAAGUCUUUGGAGAGAAAUUCCAUAAUUUUUUCUCUUACAUAUUAGUUUCCAGGACUAACUUUGAAGAAAUGAAGUCGAACAUGACCCUGUUCCUUGUUUCACUCUACUGUAUGAUGGUCAUUACCAGAGCUGAUUCUCCAAAGCCAAAGACCUUCCGCCAGGACUAUGUAACCUAUAAAAAUAUAUGCCGGGAAAUGGACUGGAUACCAAAGUGUGAUUGUUAUAAGGAAACUAAUCGAGGUUGUCGUGGAAAGAUUGUGGCAUUUCAUGCUAUUCUAUAUAAAACACUUAACAACGUUCGAAAAAAUACAGUCAUAAAGUUCAGAAACGUUUUGACCAACGAAGGCGGAGGUUACGAUGCGACAACAGGUAAAUUUACCGCACCGGAGGAUGGCGUCUACUCGUUUUCCUGGACAUACUGCACAGACAAAGGAUCCACUACAUAUAUAGCUGGUAUUGUAGAUGGCACUACUCGUGCAUACAUAUCCAACUCUAAUCAGGCAAGUGGAUGGCAAAACACGUCAGGACACCUUGUCAUAAAAGUGAAAAAAGGAAAUCAAUUCUGGGUUCAAACCAUCAGCAAAAUUUCCAAACUCAUUCAUGAAAGUUACACUUUCCUGUCUGGGUACAAGUUGUCUGGUUGUUAA